This is a messenger RNA of Cannabis sativa, 2293 nucleotides long. RefSeq names its product plastidial pyruvate kinase 2. Lineage: Eukaryota; Viridiplantae; Streptophyta; Magnoliopsida; Rosales; Cannabaceae. The record is from RefSeq and is a predicted model, not a curated record. Gene Ontology annotation, molecular function: pyruvate kinase activity; magnesium ion binding; potassium ion binding. Bases 254 to 1987 code for a protein of 577 amino acids. The transcript is spliced from 12 exons. Gene Ontology annotation, cellular component: chloroplast stroma; cytoplasm. Gene Ontology annotation, biological process: glycolytic process.
GAGAGAAGAGGGGUAAGUUAGUACUUUGGUUAUUCGAUACAACCAAAGCAAAGCCCUCCUUAAAACCUCCGCCCAAAAAAGAAGUGUAGAGAAGAGUGAGUGAGUAGGGCGAUUUGUUCAACCUCAAACAAAAGAAAAGAAUACCAAAACUUACAUAACCUGCAACGCCUCCCAUUUCUAUAACUACUCACUCUCUCAUUUCCUUCAUUACUCUUCUCACCUACAUUACUCUCUCUCUCUCUCUCUCUAGAUUAUGGCUCAGGUGGUGGCCACGCGGUCGAUUCAGAGCGCCUUUGCAUGCCCUAGCACUGGAUCGGGACAAGAUCUGUUUGACAAGCUAAAGCCUUCCAGUUUCGCAUCUAAAUUGUUCUUCAAUCUUCAGAAGAAGAGGUCCGGUGAUGUCGUUUAUGGCAGGAGAUUCCAGAUCAGUGCCAAGAGAUCUGCACAAGCUCAAGUUGUUCCCGUUUCUCCUGUGGACGUGUCUAAGGUAGAGGAGGGAAUUGGAAAAUUGCAUGAGUUACAACAGCUUGGUGAUACAUCAGUGGCUUUGUGGUCUAAGCCAACAGUUUCACGCAAGACUAAGAUUGUUUGUACAAUUGGACCUUCAACGAAUACGAAAGAGAUGAUUUGGAAGUUGGCUGAGUCAGGAAUGAACGUUGCUCGAAUGAAUAUGUCUCAUGGAGACCAUGCUUCUCAUAAGAAAGUUAUUGAUUUGGUUAAGGAAUAUAAUGAGCAAAACAAGGACAAUGUCAUUGCAAUCAUGCUUGAUACAAAGGGUCCAGAGGUUAGGAGUGGGGACUUGCCACAGCCUAUUAACUUAGAACCUGGGCAAGAAUUUACUUUCACAAUUCAGAGAGGAGUUGGAACAGCAGACUGUGUUAGUGUGAAUUAUGAUGAUUUUGUUAACGAUAUAGCAGUGGGCGACAUGCUUCUAGUUGAUGGUGGUAUGAUGUCAUUUUUGGUGAGGUCCAAAACAAAAGAUUCAGUAAAAUGUGAGGUUAUUGAUGGAGGAGAACUUAAGUCUAGAAGACAUUUGAAUGUUAGAGGGAAGAGUGCAACAUUGCCUUCCAUCACAGAAAAGGACUGGGAAGAUAUCAAAUUUGGAGUUGACAACCAAGUUGAUUUUUAUGCUGUCUCCUUUGUGAAAUCUGAAGAAGUUGUUCAUGAAUUGAAGAGUUAUCUGAAAAGCUGCAAUGCAGAUAUACAUGUUAUUGUAAAAAUUGAAAGUGCAGACUCUAUCCCAAAUUUGCAUUCUAUCAUCACCGCAUCCGAUGGGGCAAUGGUUGCUAGAGGAGAUCUGGGUGCAGAGCUUCCUAUUGAGGAGGUUCCUCUUUUACAGGAAGAGAUAAUCAGGAUCUGCCGUAGCAUGGGGAAAGCUGUCAUUGUCGCAACAAAUAUGCUUGAAAGCAUGAUUGUUCACCCAACACCAACCAGGGCAGAGGUGUCAGACAUUGCUAUUGCUGUUCGAGAGGGUGCUGAUGCAGUCAUGCUUUCCGGGGAAACUGCUCAUGGAAAGUUCCCGUUGAAAGCUGCAAAAGUUAUGCACACAGUUGCAUUAAGGACUGAAGCAACCAUACCAGGUGGUACAAUGCCAGCUAAUCUUGGUCAAGCUUUCAAGAACCAUAUGAGUGAGAUGUUUGCUUACCAUGCAACUAUGAUGUCUAACACUCUCGGCACCUCAAUUGUUGUCUUUACAAGAAGUGGUUUCAUGGCUAUUCUAUUGAGCCAUUAUAGACCUACUGGCACCAUAUUUGCCUUUACAAAUGAUAAGAGAAUACAACAAAGAUUGGCUUUGUACCAGGGUGUGUGUCCGAUACACUUGGAGUUCUCGGAUGAUGCUGAAGAGACAUUUGGGAAAGCCUUGUCCUUACUUCGGGACCAAGGAAUGGUUAAGGAAGGAGAAGAGGUGGCACUUGUUCAAAGUGGCAGACAACCCAUCUGGCGGUUUCAAUCUACUCACAACAUUCAGGUGAGGAAAGUCUUGUGAUCACUGCUCUGAAGGUGAGAGAGAAUCGACGCAAGUUGAAAGCGUCUACUAAAGUUAGAGAACUCUGUUUUCCUUUAGUGCGAGUGGUUUCGAGUAUUGUCUUGUUUGUCUCUGCUCGUUUACCUGCUCUAAGAGUCCUUUAUCCUUGAUCCGCUCCAUUACUCUUUCUUUUUGUUUUUAUUUAUUUUAUUUAUUUUUAUUUAAAGAAAAUUGUAUGUUUAUUUUAAAUUAAGAAUAUAGCAGGAUUGGUGCUGUUUUUGUUUGGCAUUUUGAAUCAAAACAAUUUUAGUUAAGUAUUGUUUAGUA